Molecule: messenger RNA, 1322 nt
Organism: Acomys russatus (golden spiny mouse)
Lineage: Eukaryota; Metazoa; Chordata; Mammalia; Rodentia; Muridae
Gene: Tram1
Product: translocation associated membrane protein 1
Exons: 11
Coding region: 178-1302 (374 amino acids)
Biological process (GO): SRP-dependent cotranslational protein targeting to membrane, translocation; protein insertion into ER membrane
Cellular component (GO): endoplasmic reticulum membrane
Source: RefSeq, a predicted model, not a curated record
GGCCGCCCCGGCGGCUGCGUACUGGCUGUGGGAUGGGAAGUGAAGCCCCAGCGAGCGGCUGCGACGGGGCUGUGCGGAGCAGCCAGCGGGAAGCGGCGGCGCGGCGCGGCGGUGAGCAGCUGAGAGCGCGGAGCCCGUGAGGACGGAGCACCUGCAGGCACAGGCGGCGGCUCCACCAUGGCGAUUCGCAAGAAGAGCAACAAGAACCCGCCGCUGCUGAGCCACGAAUUCGUGCUGCAGAAUCACGCGGACAUCGUCUCCUGCCUGGCGAUGCUCUUCCUGCUGGGGCUCAUGUUCGAGGUAACAGCAAAAGCCGCCAUCAUCUUUGUCGCUCUUCAGUACAAUGUUACCCGCCCUGUGACAGAAGAACAAGCUACUGAAUCAGCAUCCCUUUAUUACUAUGGUAUCAAAGAUUUGGCUACCGUUUUCUUCUACAUGCUCGUGGCGAUAAUUAUUCAUGCCAUAAUUCAGGAGUACGUGUUGGAUAAAAUAAACAGACGAAUGCACUUCUCCAAAACAAAGCACAGCAAGUUUAAUGAGUCUGGUCAACUUAGUGCAUUCUACCUUUUGGCUUGUGUGUGGGGCACAUUCAUUCUCAUCUCUGAAAACUACAUCUCAGAUCCAACUAUCCUGUGGAGAGCUUAUCCCCAUAACCUGAUGACAUUUCAAAUGAAGUUUUUCUACAUAUCGCAGUUGGCGUACUGGCUCCAUGCGUUCCCUGAACUCUACUUCCAGAAAACCAAAAAAGAAGAUAUUCCUCGUCAGCUUGUCUACAUUGGUCUUUACCUCUUCCACAUCGCUGGAGCGUAUCUUUUGAACUUGAACCACCUGGGCCUUGUUCUUCUGGUGCUGCACUAUUUCGUUGAGUUUCUGUUCCACAUUUCUCGUCUGUUUUACUUUAGUGAUGAGAAGUACCAGAAGGGGUUUUCUCUCUGGGCGGUUCUUUUUGUUUUGGGAAGACUUCUGACCUUAAUUCUUUCAGUCCUUACCGUUGGUUUCGGCUUGGCAAGAGCGGAGAAUCAGAAGCUGGAUUUUAGUACUGGAAACUUCAAUGUGUUGGCGGUUAGGGUUGCUGUUCUGGCGUCCAUUUGCGUCACGCAGGCCUUCAUGAUGUGGAAGUUCAUUAACUUCCAGCUUCGGAGGUGGAGGGAGCACUCUGCCUUCCAGGCGCCGCCUGUGAAGAGGAAACCAGCCGUGACCAAAGGCAGGUCUUCCCGGAAAGGAACAGAGAACGGUGUGAAUGGAACAGUCACCUCUAACGGAGCUGACUCUCCCCGGAACAGGAAAGAGAAGUCUUCAUAAUGGAUCGUAAACCGGCUGAC